UCCCAAAACCUUUUAUCCGGUCGUUGUUGGGAAGCUCUGACGAAAUAUGAAUCACAUCUCUCGUGGUGAGGAUACAACCCACGAAUACCUUCAAUGCGCCAUAUCCAUCUUCGAUCAACUUGCCGCGUUCAGAGCCCCAAUUACAGAAGUCGAACUCGUGACUGCGAUUCUCGAUGGUCUCGACUCUCGAUGAAGAUUUCCGGCCAUUUACCCGCAAUUUGGAGGCGAAGUUGAAGCCGAUUUUGUUUGAAGACCUCAACAGCCUCCUCAUCAGUGAAGAACUUCAGCUGCUCCGCUUUCGAUCACUCUCCUCUGCUGGUGGUGCCGCCCCUCGUUGGCCUUCUUCUUUGGCCACUCUCGUGGUCGCGGCGGUCGAUAUACAAGAGGCAGAGGUGGUGGCCAUUCAACUGGCGGUCCACCCUCAACUAGUCUUCCUCAACUGGCGGCCCAACCUCACCUGGCAGCCCACCCAUCGGCCCCUGCAUAUUCUGCCCCAAUUAAUAAAUCUAUGUCUGCGGGAGUUCUUGGUUUUGGGCUGAAGGCCCUUCAGCCCAUCUGUUGUGGUCUGAUAUAAUUGUGGAGGAAGGGGUCAUAUCAGACCUAAUUGUCCAAGCCCCAAAUAUCAAAUCCCCACCUAUUCUUCUAGCCCAGCUUCGUACCUAGCCCAAUCGUCUCAGCCUUUUCAUUCCUCUCAACAAUGACUUCUCGACUCCGAAGCCAAUCAUCAUCUCACCUCCGACCUAGAUAAUCUGGCUCAUCAUUCUGAGUAUAAUGGAACUGAUCAAGUAACAUUUGGUAAUGGUAACUCUCUUCCCAUUUCUCAUUCGGGCUCUUCUACCGCUCAUCUGUCUAAUUAUUCUGUGUCUCUUGAUAAUAUACUUUGAGUGAAAAAUGCCCCUCAUAAUCUUCUUUCCAUCAGUUCUAUUACACGUUCUAACCCCAUAUCCAUUGAAUUCUUUGACUCUUAUUUUGUUGUUAAGGACUGUCACACGAAGCAUGAACUUUAUCGAGGCUCUACAGUUGAUGGCCUUUAUUCUCUUGCGCUUCACAUCAACCGACAUACUCCUCCUCGUGCUUUUGCUGCUUCUCUCGAUCUCUGGCAUCAGCGUCUUGGUCAUGCUAAUUUGCGUGCUGUUCGCCACCUUUUGUCGUCUCAUUAAAUCAAAUACUCCUCCGGCUCUUCUUCUUUAUGUCAUGGUUGUUCCCUUAGCAAGAUUCAUAAACUUCCAUUUCCAACUUCCUCUUAUCGUGCAUCUGCUCCUUUAGAACUUAUAUGUAGUGAUCUUUGGGGGCCCGCUCCUGUUCCUUCUUAUGAUCAACAAUCUUAUUAUGUUUUGUUUUAUGAUCACUACAGUAAGUUCACCUGGAUCUAUUUUCUUCGCUAUAAAUCUCAGGUUCUCAGCGGGUUCACUCAAUUUCGUGAGCUUGUUAAAAAAUAUUUUGGUCUUCCCAUUAAAUUUUUUCAAUCUGACUGGGUGGCGAAUUUCAAGCCCUCACUUCUUAUCUUGCGACUCAUGGUAUUACUCAUAGACCCUCAUGUCCCCAUACACCUGAGCAAAAUGGGUGUGCUGAAUGCAAACACCGUCACAUAGUAAACAACGGCCUUGCCAUGUUGCAUCAUGCACAAGUUCCCCUCAAAUACUGGCCUUGCAUUUGACGAAGAUAAGGUGGUUACUUACUUCCUUUAUUCGUCAAUCACCUUUGUAAUUCAAGAAGCCCAAGGUAAGACAUAUAUGAGCCAUAAAAAUCACUGAUGUGGGGUUGAAAGCGUAAGAAUAGUCUCAACAGGCCUUCUUAGAUGGGUAUGGAUCACAGUAGCUCUAGUAAAAAAACCACCCAUGGAAUGACCAACCAAUAUCACUCUUUUUGGCAAACUGCUAGCACCUUCCGUUUCUCUAACUUUAUGAGAAUGCUUUCACUGAUCCAAAAUAUGAAAUUUUAAAAUCAUAUUAAGUAAUAAAUUCACGUAGAGAAAACGAGAUUUUGGCAGAGUUAGUAAACACACUCAAGAAGUAAAUCAUCUUUAUAUCAAAAUCAAAGAGUCAGUUAUCAAAGAAUCUAUCUUAAGCUAUUCUAUUAUAUCUCAUCAUGGAAUGAACUGAGACCCAUCUCGUUCCGCUAUUAGGAUUGAAAAAAUAAAUAGAGCUCUCAGCUAGCAAACAUAACUAUCACAUUUACCUAUCAAACUUCAAGUCCUUUCAUCUAAAUAACCAAGGUAUUUUAGU
Messenger RNA from Linum trigynum, 2225 nucleotides. Lineage: Eukaryota; Viridiplantae; Streptophyta; Magnoliopsida; Malpighiales; Linaceae. The record is from the annotation of a GenBank genome assembly.